Messenger RNA from Chaetomium globosum CBS 148.51, 1521 nucleotides. RefSeq lists its product as uncharacterized. The transcript is spliced from 7 exons. The coding region runs from base 1 to 1521 and encodes 506 amino acids. Gene Ontology annotation, molecular function: dipeptidyl-peptidase activity; serine-type exopeptidase activity. Lineage: Eukaryota; Fungi; Ascomycota; Sordariomycetes; Sordariales; Chaetomiaceae. The record is from RefSeq and is a predicted model, not a curated record. Gene Ontology annotation, biological process: proteolysis.
AUGAAGAUCCCAGCCGGCGCAGUGUUGCCGCUGGCUCCUUGGAUUGCACCCAAGGCGGCACUAAGAGGUGUCCAGGAUGUCACUUCCGAGUCCGCUCGGGCAGUCAUCCGUGCUGCCGGCGCUGGUUCCACCUGUGAAUGGUUCCCGCAACCGAUAGACCACAAGAACCCGGACCUCGGAACCUGGCAGCAGCUGUACUGUGUCAACCCCCAGUGGUGGGCUCCGGGCGCUCCGGUCGUUGUAAUGACGCCAGGAGAGAUGCCCAUUACAUCGGCCAUUAAUUCCGGCUUUGGUUACUCGUAUUUGAGCAACACGACCAUGUCCGGCACGUACGCUGAGACUCUCGGGGCAGCAGCGGUUGUGGUUGAGCAUCGGUACUUCGGCGGAUCCUCUCCGUACGAUGGGUUUGACUCCGAAACCCUCCAAUACCUCACCAUGGAGCAGGCAGCAGAAGACAUUGUAAACUUUGCCAAGAACGUUGUCUUCCCAUUCGACAAGGAGCAGACCAGUGUGGCCACCAAGACGCCCUGGGUAUACUGGGGAGCGUCCUACGCAGCAACACUCGGCAGCUGGAUUGAGCACUUCCACCCCGGCGUCUUUCACGCUUUCCACCUUAGCAGCGCCACCGUGGAAGCCAACACUGAUAACUGGUAUUACUAUGACACCAUCAGAAAGGGAAUUGAUGCCUACCGCAACGACACGAGCUGCAGUCUCGCUCUCACUGAAGUCGCCGCCUUUGUUGAUAGCAUCCUCUUAGAGUCCCCCCAAAACCAGACGAAGGUGGACGCACUGAAGCAGUAUUUUGGCGCCACGUUCCCCAUCGCCGAUGACGAUUUUGCCUACACAAAGUCCUCGGUCCCCAUCUCCGCCUCGGUGGGCAACUACGCGGCCUACUUCCGGUUCAACUUCCGCGAUUCCACAUGCACCUACUUCGACACCUGGGGCCAAGACGACCCGCUCUGGUGCCUCAACACGCAUGACCUGCUCAACCCAUUCUUCGAGGCGCGCACGCUGGGCAACCCCUGGCGGACGUGGUAUUGGUUCCUGUGCAACGAGCCGCUGGCGUCGUGGGCGACGGGCGCGCCCCCGGGUUCCCCUUCCAUUGUCUCCCGCAAGAUCGAUUCCGCCUACUGGCAGCGCCAGUGCGAGAUGCAUUUCCCGCCCGUCGAUGGGCUCAAGUAUGGUAGCUCGAAUGGCAAGACGCCGGAUAGUUUGAACUUGGCGACGGGCGGGUGGGGCAGGAAUUCGACGAGGGUGAUUUGGACUAGCGGUGAAUUUGACCCCUGGAGAGCGACGGGCAUGUCAAGCGAGGUUCGCCCCGGCGGCCCGCUCGAGUCGUCUGACAAUGUGGCCGUCUUUGUCAUAAAGAACGCCGAGCACUCUGACGAUGCUUUCACGCCGAGGGCGCUAGCCAAUCUGGGUAUAAAGGUUAACCCGGACGUGGUCAGGGUCCAGGAGCAGUCGAUCGAGCUCAUCAAGAAAUGGGUAAGCCAGUACUUGGUGAGCAAUGGGGGGGCGUAG